Messenger RNA from Setaria italica (foxtail millet), 3773 nucleotides. RefSeq names its product U4/U6 small nuclear ribonucleoprotein Prp31 homolog. Gene Ontology annotation, biological process: spliceosomal tri-snRNP complex assembly; mRNA splicing, via spliceosome. The record is from RefSeq and is a predicted model, not a curated record. Lineage: Eukaryota; Viridiplantae; Streptophyta; Magnoliopsida; Poales; Poaceae. Gene Ontology annotation, cellular component: precatalytic spliceosome; U4/U6 x U5 tri-snRNP complex; U4 snRNP. The coding region runs from base 2286 to 3620 and encodes 444 amino acids. The transcript has 8 exons.
UUUUUUUUCCUCAGCACCGGUGCGUGUAGCAUCGUUCCCGACGCCGACCUCCCUCGCCGCCGGCGACACGGGAGUCGCCGCGUCCUUCCAUCGAGCACCUUCUCUUGUGGGGAGGUGUCACGCAUGGAGCGGAAAUCCGGGAUCGAUUUCUCCUGCUGUUGGUAAGUAAGCAAACCCUAGCUUGCUUGGCCGUUCCAUUCCAGUCCGUGAAUGGAAGUUCGUUUCGUGGGGCGGCCGCCCCCGUUCGCAUCGAACCCCAAUCCGUGCAUCCUCUUCCUCGAUCGCUUGCCGCCGUCGCUCGGGACCGCGCCGCCCGCAAGCUCGCCGGUGCCCAAGUCUCGUCGGAGCAGCUGGAGCCCACCAGGCUCUCCCGCGCCGCUCCGUCCGCGCUGUUCCGGUCGCCCCUCACUCGCGGAGCCGAUUUAGGGCUCCACCUGGGUAAGGAGACCGCGUCGACUCGUACGAUGAACCCUAAUGAUUUAACCAAAUUCGUAAAUCUCUCCCACCAUCGACUUGCCGAUUUGUUUGCUGCGCGCUGCCCUAAUGAUGUAAUCAAUUCAUCCAUGAUUCUGUUAGGUUCUUCUCAACGGCAAGUUCAAUCUCAGUAGAUACAAUUGGAUUUGAUUCCCAAGGUCUCUGCGCAAGCGGGCCAAUUUUCCCCCAGAUACCCCUCCGACCCCGCGCCUCCCUCCUGCAGACGCCGCCACCCGCGCCUCCCUCUGCGGCCGCCGCCUCCGCAGCCUGCAUCCCUGCCCUCCGCCAGCUCCUGUCUAUCCCCGCCCGUCCGCCACCUCCCCGCCAUCCCUCUGCCCAGAUCCCGGCUGCCGGCUCCCAUCCAUCCCCACAGGGCUUCUGCGACUGUCCAUUGCCAACGCCACAGGAGGAGUAGGAGGACGCGUCUGAUGGCCCCACUGUUUUCACAUCUCUCCUCGCUUCAAGGUCAUGUGGUGUGGCCCUCUAAUUGUGAUUCAUUCAUACUUGUUUUCUUUUGGCAGCCGCUGAGGAUACCGCUCCUCCACGUAGUCUACUAUGAUUAGAUUAUUGUUUACUAUGAUACUAUGCUAAAUCAGAGUAUGGAUACUAAAGAAUACGUACACAAACAAGAAUCGGGAACCUAGUUUUGUUUUGAAUUUUGGUGUAUCACAAAAGUCAAUUUGAUUUCUCAAUUUGUAUGCUCGUGAUUUGGUGAUAUAUGGCCAUACUCUGAAGAUGUUGUGUGAUUUUUUUGCAUUGUACAUGUAGAUGAAGUAGCUGCGGCAUGCCAAACUCAUCAGAUCAUCCCAUUGGAAUGAAUCAACCAAACCUAGUAACCAGAGAUAGUACACAUACCAUGAACUUGUACGUCAUAUACAUUGUUGAUCAUCUACAGAAAUGUAAUGUUCCAUGACAGUCCUUGUGCCUGCCCUUGUCAGAUAUAGCCUAGCUGCCCUUGUACCCAUCACCGAUGUUUCGGACUAGACCGAUCUAUUCUUUGGUUAAUUUGUUAUCUUUAUAUUUAUAUGCAUUUGGUAGUAUUGUAAUAUAAUUUCUAUUUAGCAAACACAAAGUAUAUUAGAAUUAUUGACUCCUCGUAUUCAGAACAAAAAUGAGCUAUUCUCAGCCUCAGGGGCAUUUAGGUCAUUUUAACACUCACCCAGCUUAUAUUCAGACAUCAGAUUCUCCAGACAGCAGCUUAUGAGAUAAGCCUGCUGCCCAGAUAAGCGAGGUCCAGAGAAGCGGAAACAAACAGGGCCAUGUUUAGUCUGCUUCUGGAUGUCCUCAGUAAAGGUUUGCCAUAAUUAGGGCUAGCCUUUUGCCCUCAACUUUAUUAAAAGCAGAAGCAGAGGGUUUUGAUAAGCUUUAGUUUGAAGUUUGGAUUAAAUUGCUGUAUAUAUUAGAAUUCACCUGCAAUUAUUGUUUGUUCUAGCCUUAGCCCAUGUUCAUAAUACAGUACUCUCUACUUUAGUAGCAUUGUACCUCACUACAAUACCUGACACUCCUUAACCUGCUAUUUACAAAUUAGGUUGAGCUGCUCCGAUUCAAUCAAUAAAGAAGGGCGAAAGGCUACGUGAGCUCUUGCUGCUUCUAGAAAUACUUACGCCAGGAUCAUGGCAAGCCUUGCCGAUUCUUUUCUAGCGGAUCUUGAUGAACUGUCAGACAAUGAAGGCUAUCCUGAAGAAGACAAUGCUGAGGCAGCUGGUAUGGAGGAGGAUGGUGAUGAUGAUAUACCUGACCUUGAGUCUCUUAAUUAUGAUGAUCUAGAUAGCGUCUCAAAGUUGUAGAAGACACAACGCUAUAAUGACAUAAUGCAAAAAGUUGAAGAUGCACUUCAGAAAGGCACUGACUUCUCCAAUCAAGGUUCCAUCCUGGAGGAGGAUCCAGAGUACCAGCUAAUUGUUGAUUGCAAUGCUUUGUCCGUAGAUAUUGAGAAUGAAAUCAUCAUAAUCCAUAAUUUCAUACGUGACAAGUAUAGGUUGAAGUUUCCUGAACUGGAGUCGCUCGUUCAUCAUCCGAUUGAUUAUGCCCGUGUUGUCAAAAAGAUUGGAAAUGAGAUGGACUUAACACUUGUAGAUCUGGAAGGGCUUUUACCUUCUGCAAUUAUAAUGGUUGUCUCAGUGACAGCAUCAACAACAAGUGGGAAGCCUCUUUCCGAGGAGAAUUUGGAAAAAACUGUUGAAGCAUGUGACAGAGCCCUUACCCUCGAUACUGCAAAGAAGAAAGUGCUUGAUUUUGUAGAGAGCAGAAUGGGUUACAUUGCACCAAACCUUUCUGCUAUUGUUGGUAGUGCUGUUGCCUCAAAACUGAUGGGUACCGCUGGUGGUCUGGGAGCGCUUGCAAAAAUGCCUGCUUGUAAUGUUCAGUUACUUGGUGCAAAGAGGAAAAAUCUUGCUGGAUUUUCUACUGCCACAUCUCAGUUUCGUGUUGGCUAUCUUGAACAAACUGAAGUAUUUCAGAGCACACCUCCAGCUCUGAGGACUAGGGCGUGCAGGCUUAUUGCUGCGAAGUCAACUCUAGCGGCAAGGAUUGAUUCAAUUAGAGGUGAUCCAACUGGAAAAGCUGGGCGGAACUUGUUAGAAGAAAUUCGUAAGAAGAUCGAGAAGUGGCAAGAACCGCCUCCUGCAAAGCUUCCAAAGCCACUUCCUGUUCCUGACUCUGAGCCUAAAAAGAAGAGAGGAGGUCGUCGGCUUCGAAAAAUGAAAGAAAGAUAUGCGCAAACUGAUAUGAUGAAGCUUGCCAACCGGAUGCAAUUUGGGAUUCCAGAGGAGAGCUCAUUAGGUGAUGGCUUGGGGGAAGGUUAUGGCAUGCUCGGACAGGCAGGAAGUGGCAAGCUGCGUGUUUCAGCUGGACAAAGCAAGCUUGCUGCUAAAGUGACGAAAAAAUUCAAGGAGAAGAGCUAUGGUAGCAGCGGUGCAACUUCAGGAUUGACAUCUAGUUUGGCAUUUACACCAGUUCAGGGAAUAGAGUUGUCAAAUCCACAGGCCCAAGGGAACCCGCUUGGAGGUGGAACUCAAAGUACCUACUUUUCUGAGACUGGCACAUUUUCGAAGAUCAGAAGGACCCAGUGGAAGCUGAUUUCUCCCUUGCAACCAUCGUAUCUCAUUUGCACUGCACUUGUUGAAAUCCUUGGGAUGCGUUGUUGAAAAAUACAAAAAUUCAGCAUGUAAUGUUCCCAGUCUUGUUUUCCAAUUGAAGCAAAUUCCAGAGAUUUUGGGACAGCAAUACACAGUUCUUACUGAUGCUUCAGGCACCUUUUCAAUACACAGUUCUACCCGUCGCAUGAUGAGUUGGAGAUA